Ustilaginoidea virens is the source of this 2436-nucleotide messenger RNA. RefSeq lists its product as uncharacterized. The coding region runs from base 1 to 2436 and encodes 811 amino acids. Gene Ontology annotation, cellular component: nucleolus; nucleoplasm; Noc1p-Noc2p complex. Gene Ontology annotation, biological process: ribosomal large subunit biogenesis. The transcript has a single exon. The record is from RefSeq and is a predicted model, not a curated record. NCBI's taxonomy places the organism in Eukaryota, Fungi, Ascomycota, Sordariomycetes, Hypocreales, Clavicipitaceae.
AUGGGCCCCGGAAAGAAGAAUGUCAAGGCGACCAAAAAGUUCGAGAAGAAGCACCUGCGAGGCGUGCUGGACAAGAGAAAGGACGCCGCCCGGGCCAAACAACGCCAGCAGGUCAAGGAGAAGAAGAAGGCUCGGCGGGCCGACGAUGCCGACUUCUUCAAGGGCCCAAAGGCGGCCGACGGUGCCGCGCCCAAGCGCGAGCCCCACGGCGGCCUGAAGAACAAGAAGAGCGGUGAGAUGAGCGUCGACGAGUUUUUCCAGGGCGGGUUCGAAGAGAUUGUCGGCGCCGGCGGGUGCAAGCCCGGGAGGCUGGGCAAGCGCAAGAGAAGCAGCCAGGACGUGGACCAGGACGUGGACCAGGACGCCGAAGCCGACGCCAGUGACGGCAGCGGCAGCGGCUCGGGCGUGGAGGCUGCCGGCAGGCGAGCGAGCGACGACGAUGACGAUGGCGCCGACGACGACAGCGCCGACGGUGAUGAUGCCCAAGGCGGCAUGAGCAGGGAGACCAUGGACAAGCUGGCAGAAAAGGACCCCGAGUUUUACAGAUUCCUGCAGGAAAACGACCCCGAAGCGUUGGAUUUCGACGACAACACGGACUUGGCCGAGGUUGACGAGCUGAGCGCCAGCGAGGGCGGUGAUGACAGCGACAGCGACGACGACGACGACGACGACGACGAGGGAGCAAAGGAGCAGAAGCCCAAGAAAAAGAGAAAGACGGCCGAGGCCGAGGCAGCAGAGCCCGCCCAGGCCGACGAGCUGACCCGCCCACGGGUCGCCUCCUGGCGGAAAGCCAUGCAGGACGGCCACUCCCUCCGAGCCGCCCGACAGGUCGUCCUGGCCUUUCGGUGCGCAGCGCACCUGAACCAGGACGGCGGCGACGGCGACGGCGACGGCGGCGACGCUCCGCCGAGAUGGACCAUCAACGACCCCCAGGUCUACCACGACGUGCUGGUCCUGGCGCUGACGCAGGUCCCCGCCGUCAUGAACCACCACCUGCCGGUCAAGGAGUCGGCCGCCGGCAAGGUGUACGUGCCGACCGAGACGAAAAAGUUCAAGACGCUCUCGCUGCUCCUGCGGUCGUACGCGUCGUCCGUCAUGCACCUCCUGGGCACCCUGUCCGACGACAAGACGGUCCAGCUGGCCCUGUCGUCCGUCACCCCCGUCCUGCCCUACCUGCUCUCCUUCAAGAAGCUCGUCCGGGCGCUGGCCCGGGCCGUCGUCGGCUUCUGGGCCCAGCCCGCCAGCGCCGAGGCGACGCGCGUCACCGCCUUCCUCGUGCUGCGCAGGCUCGUCGCCAUCGGCGACAAGGCCAUCCGCGAGGCCGUCCUCAAGGCCACCUACCAGGGCUUCGUGCAGGGCUGCCGCGUCACCAACCACUCCACCGUCCGCGGCAUCAACCUGAUGAAGAACUCGGCCGCCGAGCUGUGGGGGCUCGACCCGGCCGUCGGCUACGCCACCGCCUUCACCCUGAUCCGCCAGCUGGCCGUGCACCUGCGCAACAGCCUCGUCAACAACAGGAACGAGUCGUUCCGCCUCGUCUACAACUGGCAGUUUGCGCACUCGCUCGACUUUUGGUCCUGCGUCCUCGCCGAGCACUGCUGCCCGCUCCGCGAGGCCCAGGCCGGCCGCGAGAGCCCGCUCCGGCUGCUCAUCUACCCCCUCGUCCAGGUCACCCUCGGCGCCGCGCGCCUCGUCCCCACGUCGGCCUACUUCCCGCUGCGGUUCCACCUCGUGCGCUCGCUGCUGCGCACCUCGCGCGCCACCGGCACCUACAUCCCCCUCGCGUCGCCCUUGCUCGAGGUCCUGGCCUCGGCCGAGAUGAAGAAGGCCCCCAAGGCGUCCACCCUCAAGUCGUUCGACUUUGCCGUCGCCUACCGGGCGCCCAAGUCCUAUCUCCGCACGCGCGUCUACCAGGACGGCGUGGGCGAGCAGGUCGUCGAGCUCCUCGGCGACUUCUUCCUCCUGUGGUCCACCUCGGUCGCCUUCCCGGAACUGGCCCUCCCCGUCGUCAUCCAGCUCAAGCGGUGGGUGAAGCAGGCCCGCUCCCGGGACCAGGGCAACAAGAACGCCAAGCUCGUCUCGCAGCUCGUCCUGCUCGCGCAGAAGCUCGAGGCCAACGCCAAGUUUAUCGAGGACCGCCGCGCAAAGGUCGAGUUUGCGCCCAAGCAUCGCCAGCAGGUGGCUGCUUUUCUCAAGGACUUUGACGUGGCCAAGACGCCGCUGGGGGCGUACGUCGUGGCCCAGAGGAAAGUGAGGGAGGAGAGGUCCAAGAUGUUGGAAGACGCGAGAAAGGAGGACGAUAAGAAGAGGAAGGAGGACGAGGCGCAGGCGCAGGCGCAGGCGGACGAGGACGACCAUACGGCAGACGAGGAGGAGGAUAGCGAGGAUGGGCAUGACGAUGACGGUGAUGGUGACGAGGACGAAGAUGACGAGUAG